Molecule: messenger RNA, 4770 nt
Organism: Anoplophora glabripennis (Asian longhorned beetle)
Lineage: Eukaryota; Metazoa; Arthropoda; Insecta; Coleoptera; Cerambycidae
Product: ras GTPase-activating protein 1
Exons: 7
Coding region: 1-1722 (573 amino acids)
Biological process (GO): regulation of GTPase activity
Source: RefSeq, a predicted model, not a curated record
AUGUAUUGUCAAUUAACUUCCAACACCAGUCUUCUAGGUCCAGUUGAUUACCAAGCCACACUUGAACUUGAUAAUAUACCCGAAAUAGAUGUUGAUGAGCAGAAGCAGAGGUUGAGGGAAGACUGCACUCGUUUAUUGUUACCAAUGUUUUUUACAAGAGAUAAGUAUCGAAACUUAUCGAAGCAGGUACAUGACAGCUUAUGGGAGCGAUCCCACUGCCUCCAACUGGUAGAACGAGCGCUACCUUGUCUAGCGACGGUCACGCACCUCGCGGCGCGGUCCACGGAGGACUGCCAGGAGUGGGUGAACGCUUUGAAGCCACUGUGCGUCCCGCAACUUAGCAGGGCCACAUCCAAAGUGCCGAGGCUACGGGAACUUAGAUGUCUUACUUUACAUAUUCUUGACGCACACCGUUUGCCUUAUAAGCUAGUACCGCAGCCUUAUGUUACUAUCCAGCUGAACAACCAGGUCAGGGUAGCGCGGACCAGGGCGAAAUCUGGGCCCGAUCCGGUUUGGGACGAGGAAUUCGUAUUCGAUGAUGUGCCAUGUGAUAUAGUGUCAUUUACUUUAACUGUACAUAACAAAGGAAAGAGAGGUAAGGAACAGGAAGUGGCAGAGUUACACGUUGAAUUGUCGUCGUUGGGUAAUGGUGAAGAACGGGAGGAGUGGUAUACGCUGUCGGGAUUAACGCCGAUGGGUGAAUGGGGGUCUCUGAGGCUGAGAACGAGGUAUUUACAUGAUUUGGUGAUGCCCGCUGAAGAAUACAGCCCCCUCCAGCAGCUCCUGCUAGAACCGGGACUAACCUCGGUUAAAACUUUAGCAGAAAUCUGCCACGCCGAUAGGGCGCCUCUAGCUACAGCUUUGUUGAGGGUUUUCAGGGCCGAGGGCAGGGAAACUGAGCUGUUACGUGAAUUGAAUUCUGCAGAGAUUGCGAGGGAAACGGAAACAUCGACUCUAUUCCGAGCCGCAUCCUUGGCUACGACUUUAAUGGACCUGUAUAUGCGUGCUGAGUGCGGGGGAUUUUUGCAGGCUGCGGUGCUGGAGACGGUUCUUCGGUUGCUCGAAAGCAAGCAAAGCGCAGAGCUGAAUCCCGCCAAGAUGGACUCGUUAGAUGACGCUUGCAACAACGCUGAAUUUUUGCUACAAAUAUUAGAUCAGGUGACCUUAAGUAUAUUCAUGUCUCCCGACGCGUGCCCCAGGUCCGUACGAUACAUUUGCGGUUGUCUACAAAAGGCUGUGAUGGCCAAGUGGCCCGACGAGAGGUUCGUCAGGACCCGGGUGGUCUCGGGAUUCAUCUUCCUGAGACUGCUGUGUCCGGCACUGCUUAAUCCGAGGCAGUUCGGCCUCGUCAGCGAACAACCUUCUCCAGCGGCUACGAGAAGCCUCGUCAUGGUUGCCAAGUGCUUGCAGAAUCUGGCAAAUUUAGUGGAAUUUGGCGGAAAGGAGCCGUACAUGGAGGUGGUAAACCCCUUCAUCUUGAAGAACAAGGAGAGGAUGGUGGUCUUUCUCGACCAGCUCUCCAUGGUGGGGGAUCCCGGCGAGCCGCGCAUCACGAUCAAACCUGACACUGCCAAAGAACUGGCUACACUGCACCACAUCUGCGUGGCCCACAUCACCGAGCUCCAAGCCGUGGCCAAAAUCAAUCCGAACAUUAAAACGUUAGUGACGGUGGCGGAUAUGCUGGCCAAGCACAAGCAGAAAUACCUAGAGAUGAUCAGAUAGUAACCUCGUAUCGGAGGCCGCUCAGAAAGCUAAGUCAUUGAUUUGUUUUUUUUUUGUUUUUGGUUUUUGUACAGGGUGUAACUUUUCUUUUGUUUUCGUUUUUCAGUAGUAGAGCAUGGAAGGUGGGACGAGGAGGUGAUUUCUGCCAUGUGUGUUUUUUUAUGAAUUUUUUUGGACUGUCAAUAUCCUCCACUUUUUUUUAGAUUAAAAUCAGUGUAACUGUUUCUCGUCCCACCUAGUAGAUAAUUAUAAUUCUUAAUCCCCCUUUUUUUUAGAGAACGGGUAUGUAUUCACUUACUUAAUGUGACAAUUAAUAAAAACUUUCCCAAAAUUCUAAUUCAAGACAUUCCGAUAUACUUUUUGUAUUUGAAACUAUUACAGCCAUCUUGUAUUGUCUCCUAAAUUUAAUUAAAAAUUAAAUAUUGGUUGUUGAAGGGAAAAGUUUAUUUUUUCCACAAAAUGUGCCAAAUAGCGCAGAAAACCCUUCACGUGGAUGUCGCGUUAAGUAAAUGAACACGUGCCCGGAAAUUUACUCAGGCAAAAUUAAUAAGAGUUCAUUUCACUUUUUCGGAGAUAAGGACACAAAUUACGAGUGGGUUGCCGCCCAAAAGAAUAACACCAACCCGUUGGUAUGUUUUAUCUUUUUUCGGUUUGACUAAAAUGUUCAAAUCAAAAACCAACUUGAAAUUAGACUGUACUAGUUUUGUUUAUAAGACUGUCGAAAUGAAGUUUAAUCUAAGUCAGUAGAAGCCUAACGAAGUAGCAAAGUAUCUCAGGACAGAAGACUGUAGCAUAUGUAAAAUUGUUAUUAGCUUCAAAAGUUCAAUUUAUUGGGAUUUUGAAUAAGUCCUCGCUGUUUCUUUCGUGAAAAUGAACGCUAUAUUUAAAAAAAAAUUGUAAAAAACUUGUCACUGAAGGUAUUGUCCAACACUAGUCACUACUUUUUCCCAUCUUUCUGGCAGUAUUUUAAUUUCACGUCGGAAAAACGACGUCUUUUGAGGCUAUCCAAGAGGCGAACCAUUUUUAGGCAUCUUCAUAGGAAUAGAAGUGCUGCUCAACCAGGCCAUGUUCCAUCGAUCGGAAUAAGAGAUAGUCAGUAGGGGCAAUGUCUGGUGAAUAUGGCGAGUGGGGUAGGACUUCCAAUUUCCGUUUCCAAGUAGGUCUUUACAGUUAAUGCAACAUGUGACGAGCGUUGUCAUGCUGCAAAAUCACUGUCAUGUCACUACUUGUAUAGCGGCCAUUUUUCCUUCAAUGCUCAGCUCAAACGCAUCAGUUGUAGUCGAGAAUGAUCUCCCGUUGUUUCAUUCGAUUUUAGCAGUUCAUAAUAAACUAAACCAAGCUGAUCCCACAAAAUGAAGAGCAGAAACUUCGAACCAUAGAUAUACUGCUUUGCCCACGAUGUUGACGCAUGGUUGGACUUGUCCCACGAUUUUCUAUAUUUAGAAGUAUCGUAACAUAUCCAUUUUUCAUUGCCAGUCAUGAUAUGAUGCAAAAAAUCUUUCCGUUUCUGUCGUUUAAGUAGCUAUCCACAUGUGCAAAGAUGUCGUUCGACGUCUCUAGAUUUCAACUCCUACGGCACUCACUGUUCUUGCUUUUCAAUAAUUCUCAAUGCUUUCAAACAAUUCGAAACUGUUAUUUGAUUAACUCCUAAUGAUUCUGCAAGUUCAGCUAGCGACUGUGACAUGGGUCUUCAUGAAAUAAUGCCUCCAAUUCUUCAUCUUCAAGCUGAUUCGGUGCGCCAAAGCGUUCUUUAAAUUCAAUAUCAAAAUCAUUAUUAUUGAAGUGUCCAAACCAAUCUCUGCAUGUUGUUCCCGAAAGCAAAUUAUGUGUGCUUCAGCUACAGAUUUCUUUUACUCUUUUUGCGGCACGAAAUUCAACAUGUUUAAAACAAAGAGAGAAAAAAAAUGGGAUACACUGAAUUUCAAGCUUGCUUAUAGUACUUGCUUAUAGGUAUGUUAUCAUCUUAAGCUACAGGCAAGCACCAUCUAUCAGAAAACAGCGAGAACUUAUUCAACGUUCCAUUACUAAAAAAUUUUGCAUCUCGCGGUAGAAAAAAGUUUGACGUUCAGCAAUUAUAAAAUUUUGGAGACAGACAAUUUUUUCAAACAAUUUUCUAUUGGUUGAAAUACAACAAAGAAAAAAAUGUGGCUAAAAGUGCCAUCAAAGCUAAAUGUCUAUGUAUUUAAAUUAAAUUAUGAAUGUUUGAAACGUGCUACAAAGUUUGUGUCUGAGCUAUUUUCUUCUUUACUUGUACAACAUAUUAUUUAUUGUGCUAACAGUAAUAGUAGAUAUAAUAUAUACUCAUAGCCACAUGCAUUAUAGUCGAUGUUUGAGAUCAUAGACCAUGACUUUAGCGUGCACCGAAUAGUGUUAUUUUUCCAAAAUAUUUUAUUAUCCAAAAAGCCCUUAAUAAUCUCAUUUUUAAACAUCAUAAAUAAAAUUAAUAUUAAUGUUAGGUAAAAACUUUUAUACAUUUUUAUAUAUUACCCUAAUGUAGAGUAUUUGUUAACCUAUUUUUAUAGUAAUCCAUUUUUUUAUUAUAUAUGUACUGUAUUUAAUCGACGGAGUAUUUUAAAAUAAUUUAAGAGAUAAUAUUAGAUGUAGCCCAGCCUUUACAGAGGGUCGACAUUUUGGAAUACUCUGCAAUUUGUGACUGUGAGUAGUACUGCGUUUAACAACAAAGACAAGAGUUAAUAUUGCGUUUACUUUUGUCCUAAAUACUAUUUUUUGUGCUUAUUUCAUCUAAGAAGCAUAAAAAAUAAAAACGAUGCAGACGGGCACUAGUUUAUUAACAUGUAACGUGUAUUUUUUCCGUCAACUAACGAAAUAUAUACAUUACUUAGUUUGUGCCUCCUGCAUCAUUAUUUUUUAAAUCUGCAAUAUGUAUAUGUUGUAGAUUUUUAAAUAUGAUGUAUAUCUCAGUUGUAGAUCACUGUAUACUAUCCCUUGAUAUGUACUUUUAUAUUAAAAUUUUAUUCAAGCAAACAUCAGCUUUUCGUUGUCAAUUACGAUAAACGACAUAAUGUACAAUUAAAUAAAAUUAUUUUA